GGUCUAAAUGGGAUAGCGCACUGUUCAAGAUUGAGCUGUCCUUUGAAUGAUAGUCGGCUUCUUGAUUGGAAGCCAGUGUAGUUGUUUUCAUGUUGCUUUCGGUAAACAGAAAAAUUUGUCACAACCAAAGCCUUCUUUAUUUGUGGCUUCUGUCAGUGUUAAUUGUGGAACAACCAAUUUAGGUAGUCGGCGUGGCAAGGUUUGCAAGACAAAGUGUUCCCCUAUAGCGAAAAGGUUCUCUAGUGGACCUUACGAGAUGCCUCUUUAUAAUCUAGUAUUGGUUAAUUUGAAGUGGUCCUUUAUUGUGAAUUCUGCAAUAUUUUGGGCUUUGUUGUUUUCCAAUCAACGCAUCUUGACACGUAGCGGUCUUCUUCACGCAUAUAUUCUGGGACUAGUGCUUUGGUGUUGCUUGGGUUAUAGCGGUUGGUCAACCUGUGUUUUGUUUCUUAUUCUGGGGUCUCUCUGUACAAGAAUAGGUCGCCAUAUCAAGGAAGAAAGAGGAAUUGCUGAAAAACGAGGUGGAGCUAGAGGCCCAGAGAAUGUUUGGGGUGCGGCAGGUUCAGGUGCCUUUUGUGCUCUGUUGUAUGGUAUUUUGUCUCCUUAUGGAAUAUCCAACGUAUCUUUGUUGUCACUAGCCUUUGUAGCUUCACUUAGCAGUAAAUUGGCGGACACAGUCUCCAGUGAAAUAGGAAAAGCUUAUGGUAAACGCACAUUUUUGGUUACCAACUGGAAACCAGUGGCGGCAGGAACAGACGGGGCAGUUAGUCUGGAAGGUACUCUUGCGGGUAUUCUUGGAGCACUGUUGUUAUCCUGUUGGGCCUGGAUAGUCGGUUGCAUAAGUUUUCACGGAAUGCUCAUCACCAGUGUUGCUUCUCUUAUCGCUAAUUAUGUAGAGAGUUUUAUCGGUGCCAAGUUCCAAGCAAAGUGGAAGAUUUCGAAUGAAUGCGUGAAUGCUAUAAUGACAACCACAAGUGCUUUGUUGGCAAUUGGUUUGGGACUUGGUCUGGGUGUGCAUCAAUGAUGUUCUCUCCAACUUUUGUUUCUCCAUAAUAGAUAUCUCUAUAGAUACAGAUUGAAU
Molecule: messenger RNA, 1078 nt
Organism: Galdieria sulphuraria
Lineage: Eukaryota; Rhodophyta; Bangiophyceae; Galdieriales; Galdieriaceae
Exons: 2
Coding region: 47-1021 (324 amino acids)
Cellular component (GO): membrane
Source: RefSeq, a predicted model, not a curated record